GCGCUGGCACCGAGAGCGCCAUGGGCUGCCGCGGGGGCGCCUGAGUCCGCGUUCGCCCGGCGGCGCCUCCUCGCCCCGCGCUCGGCUCCCGGCCGCGGCCGCCUAUGGAGUCGGGUUCCGAGGAGCCCGACGAGCAGCUGCUGCUCCUGUCGGAGCCGGCGCUUCAGGCGGGGCCGCCCGCGGGGAGAGCCGCCCCCGGCGGGGCCGUGAGGCUGUGCGGGGAGCCGGGGCCCGAGGAGGAAGAGGAGGGUGAGGAGGACUCGGGGCCCGAGGGGGAUGGAGAGGAAGAGCCUCUCCUACGGGCGUCGGGCCGCGGGCGCCGAGCGGGCGCCGCCCGGGAUAAGGAGCCCCGCGUCGGCGCAGGACAUACGGGACACACUAUUGAUAUGAAUACAUUUUUAGAUGAUCCAGAAUUUGCGGAAAUUAUUAUGAGAGCAGAACAAGCUAUAGAGUGUGGAGUUUUGCCGGAAAGAAUCUCUCAAGGAUCCAGUGGGAGUUACUUUGUGAAGGACAGUAAGGGGAAAACUAUUGGAGUGUUCAAACCAAAAUCUGAAGAACCUUAUGGACAUCUAAAUCCCAAAUGGACCAAAUAUUUUCACAAGAUAUGUUGUCCUUGCUGCUUUGGCAGAGGCUGCCUUGUUCCAAAUCAGGGCUAUCUCUCUGAAGCUGGUGCCUAUCUUGUAGAUGACAAGCUGGGGCUAGGAGUUGUACCCAAAACUAAGGUUGUCUGGCUUGUCAGUGAGACUUUUAAUUACAGUGCAAUAGAUCGUGCAAAGUCAAGAGGAAAAAAAUAUGCUUUAGAGAAAGUGCCAAAAGUUGCUAAAAAAUUUAAUCGAAUUGGACUACCUCCUAAGGUUGGCUCCUUCCAGCUGUUUGUUGAAGGAUAUAAGGAAGCUGACUACUGGCUCAGGAAGUUUGAAACUGAUCCUUUACCUGAGAACACAAGGAAAGAAUUUCAGUCACAGUUUGAAAGAUUGGUUAUCUUAGAUUAUGUCAUCAGAAAUACAGACAGAGGUAACGAUAACUGGUUAGUGAGGUAUGAAAAGCAAGAUGAUGGACUUAAUCUGUCAGAUAAGGAUAUUCAAUGGACUGUAACUGAAGAAUCUACUAUUAAAAUUGCUGCAAUUGACAAUGGCUUAGCAUUUCCCUUUAAGCAUCCUGAUGAGUGGAGGGCAUAUCCCUUUCAUUGGGCUUGGCUUUCUCAAGCACAAGUUCCCUUCUCUCAGGAGACUAGAGACUUGGUUCUUCCUCGCAUCUCUGACAUGAACUUUGUACAGGAUCUUUGUGAAGAUCUUUAUGAAUUAUUUAAGACUGAUAAAGGAUUUGACAAGGCUACUUUUGAAAACCAAAUGUCUGUUAUGAGGGGGCAGAUACUAAACCUUACUCAGGCGUUAAAGGAUGGAAAAAGCCCCAUGCAGCUUGUUCAGAUGCCACGUGUAAUUGUGGAGCGAAGUAGCACUGGAAGUCAGGGCCGAAUUGUUCAUCUGAGUAACGCAUUCACACAGACCUUUCAUAGCAGGAAGCCUUUCUUUUCCUCCUGGUAGCAACAAAAAUAUGUGGGGAAGAGUAAGCUUCUCUAACUUUGGUAAGCUACUUCUGUGUAAAGGCUCUGCAAUAACGUACUUCUGCUGUAUACCAAGAGCUCCAACUGCCAUCACCUCAGAACUUAAAUUCUAAAGACUUAAGAAAUGUAUUUUGAAUGUAAUAAAAGUUUACAAUUUUUGUGUCAAAAUCAUGAAUUCAUAUGUCAGGGAAUGAGAAGAACUUGUCCAUACUGUAUUUUUAUAGGCUGAAUUAAUGUAUUCUGAAUAAAACUAAAGGGAAGAUGCACAGUUUGCAUAUGCUGAGAAACUACUUUUGAAUACAACAGAAAUUGUUUUUGUUUAAUAUGAAUGUGAAAAGCUAUAAUCUAUCAAUUUCUUUUUAUAUGUUCUUAAAAAAAAAAAAAGUGGAAUGUUUUAUUUGAUUGUGAAAAUGCUUUUCCUUGAAAUUUCUGCCUCAUGUUUUAAGCUAUCAAUAGGUUUUCAUAGGCUAUUUACUUGGGGGGAAAAAAGUCAUGCACUUGAGAAAAUAAAAAUAAUAAUAAUUAAAAAAUCCUUGACACACAUGUUAAGGGGGGGAAGGAAAGAUACGCUCGAAGUAGAUUUUCGUUGUUGUUAUUGCAUGUUGGGACCAAAAAUAACUAAAUAGCUUUUAGUUGAAUUACAGCAAAAUUCAUCCCCAGUAAGUACACACAGUUUCUACUGUCACAAAAUGAACUGAGUGUACAUUUUGGAGGGUGAAACUUUACCUGUAGCUUUUAGAACUUUUGUAUUGAAGUACAUGUAUGGAUAAAUGUGGUAUUUCUUUGUAGAUAGGUUACAACAAAAGAAUUGCACAAUGGUACAGGUUGGGUUUUUCCUUAUAACUGUGUUAAUUUGUAGUCACCGAAGUGGUUCUUCACAAUUAAUGACAGAAGCACUAUUAAUCACAAAGCUAGUCUGCCUCCUGAAUUUCUAACCAAACACACUGUUAUUUUUUUGACUGGAAAAAAAGCUUACUGUAAUAUAUAGAGUACAGAGAUAUAUAAUUGGACCUUUAACAAUGUCAUGCUCAUUUGCCAAUUUUCAUUUAUGUUUAAGUAAUGUGACUUAAGACUUGAUAGUCAUGCUUCUAGAUUUGUAGCUUAUGUUAUAUGAUAAAUGUUUAUUUUCAUAACUUUUCAGACAGUGAAGACCAGGAAUGGGAGAAAAAUUGCUGCUUUUAUGAGAGAAACUUUCAGUAUUUCAGAUAUUGCUGUAUUUUGUAAUUCUAAGCAAUACUGCUGAACUCAAAUGCUUGUAUUUUAUAUAAUUUUGGAUGUAAAUAUUGUUGUAGCAUGUCAGCAAUUCACAUGAUUAACUGAAGUGUUUAAGCCUUAAAUGUUGAAAAAUAAAAGAAAUACAGUGCGAUGGAGUUCAAAA
Phasianus colchicus (ring-necked pheasant) is the source of this 2942-nucleotide messenger RNA. It is a transcript of the gene PI4K2B, whose product is annotated as phosphatidylinositol 4-kinase type 2 beta. NCBI's taxonomy places the organism in Eukaryota, Metazoa, Chordata, Aves, Galliformes, Phasianidae. Gene Ontology annotation, biological process: Golgi organization; phosphatidylinositol phosphate biosynthetic process; endosome organization. The record is from RefSeq and is a predicted model, not a curated record. Gene Ontology annotation, cellular component: plasma membrane; endosome; trans-Golgi network. Gene Ontology annotation, molecular function: 1-phosphatidylinositol 4-kinase activity.